AUGGAUUCCAGUAAAAAUCCUAUAGGUCCAGCAGAUAUUGAUUCAAGCAAUGAGACAUCAAUCAGCGAUAACUCGAAAAACAAUAAUCAAAUGACUGUUUCUCCACAUCUUCCUGAAAGUGCUACAAUCCCUCUGCCAAAACUAAAUUACUGGAAUGCAGCCAUUCAAUACAUUCAAAUUAUGCACAACAUUGAUGAGAGGGAAAAACAGAGAUACCUGAAAUUUGUUGGAAGAAUGUUAGAUUUGGAAGAAGAAAGAGAGGAGGAAAGGGAGAUGGAGAGGCGAAGAACUCUUAUAGCGAAUAAGAGCAAGGAAAGUCACGACCCACUAAAAAAGAAAUUCCAAAAAUGUCUCCUCCGGUACGACAGCUAUGUUUCUCGAUGCAAUCGUCUGAAAGUACAUGAACCAAAUCUCAAAUGGCAACCAACUGAUGAAAUCGAGAAAGAGUUGGAAGAAUAUCAAAGAAUAGAACAAUUCGAUGAUUUCUGGAAAACACUUCGAGAGAUGGAAUCGAGAAUUUCUCGUAUUGAAUCCAGAUACUUUCCAUUUCAAGUGGUAGUUCAUCGUAAAGAUUUUAGAGAAUUCCUUCAGGACACAUGGAAUACUCUCAAGAAACCAUUUGUAUUUGCUAAAACUAAAAUCUGUAAUUGUUUGAAGAAUGUGUCAUCGAAGGAAAGUCAAUGA
Caenorhabditis remanei is the source of this 684-nucleotide messenger RNA. RefSeq lists its product as uncharacterized. The record is from RefSeq and is a predicted model, not a curated record. The transcript has 4 exons. Lineage: Eukaryota; Metazoa; Nematoda; Chromadorea; Rhabditida; Rhabditidae. Bases 1 to 684 code for a protein of 227 amino acids.